Messenger RNA from Malaclemys terrapin pileata, 2259 nucleotides. It is a transcript of the gene RAB3D, whose product is annotated as RAB3D, member RAS oncogene family. Gene Ontology annotation, molecular function: GTP binding; GTPase activity. Gene Ontology annotation, biological process: protein localization to plasma membrane; protein secretion; regulation of exocytosis. The coding region runs from base 447 to 1106 and encodes 219 amino acids. Lineage: Eukaryota; Metazoa; Chordata; Testudines; Emydidae. The record is from RefSeq and is a predicted model, not a curated record. Gene Ontology annotation, cellular component: endosome; synaptic vesicle; plasma membrane. The transcript is spliced from 6 exons.
CCGCUCGUCACGCCGGAUCGCGGGGAGGGGGGGCCCUGCGCCAGGCUUCCCCCGGUGCAGCCACAUCAGCCCAGGGCGGCCGAUCGGAUGCGGGAAGUCGAUUGCUGAGGUCUGGGAGAGACACACCUUCCUCCGGCCCCAGCGCCGCAGAUCCGGGUGCAGCGGACCAGGGGGAACCAGCCCCCGGCGGCGCGAGUGCGGGAUCCGCGCGCACCUUGGAAGAAAACAGCUUGGGUGGAUAAUAUUCAACCAGCCCCACUCAGUCCCCACCUUGGCCAGCUUUGAAAAAUACCAGCAACUCACCUCUGGUCUCACCCAGUGGCAGAAGCAGGAUUCGAACCCAGAUCUCCUGCAGCCCAGUACCUUCACCCCACGCCCGCCGUUCUUCUCUCAGAGCCCGCCCCGCCUCUGCCUCCGGGAGUGGAUUUCUUCCCUUCUCCCUCUAGAUGGCCUCCGCCAAUGACACCCGGCAGGCCCAGAAAGAUGCUGCCGACCAGAACUUCGACUACAUGUUCAAACUGCUGAUCAUCGGGAACAGCAGCGUGGGGAAGACGUCCUUCCUGUUCCGCUACGCCGACGACUCCUUCACUUCGGCCUUCGUCAGCACCGUGGGCAUCGACUUCAAGGUCAAGACAGUCUAUAGGAAUGAGAAGAGGGUCAAACUGCAGAUCUGGGACACCGCAGGGCAGGAGAGAUACAGGACGAUCACGACGGCUUAUUACCGAGGAGCCAUGGGCUUUCUGCUGAUGUACGACAUCGCCAACCAGGAUUCCUUCAACGCCGUGCAGGACUGGGCGACCCAGAUCAAGACCUACUCGUGGGAUAACGCCCAGGUGAUCCUGGUGGGGAACAAGUGUGACCUCGAGGACGACCGAGUGGUGGCCACGGAGGACGGCAAGCGGCUGGCUGAUGAGCUAGGGUUUGAAUUCUUCGAAGCCAGCGCCAAGGACAACAUCAACGUCAAGCAGGUCUUUGAGCGCCUGGUGGACAUUAUCUGCGAGAAGAUGAACGAGAGCCUGGACACCAACUCCACCCUCGUCAGCAACAGCAAGAACGGGGCCCUGACCGAGACUCCGCCCCCGCAGUCCAGCAGCUGCUCUUGCUAGAUAAGACUCCGCCCACCUAUGGCUCCUCUCUCCCCCCGCCUCCCCCCCCCCCCCCCCCCCCAGCGGUCACAUUGAUGUCAUAGAUAAAUAGGAUGGGAGAUUAUGGGGAGAGGCAGAUCUCUUGGGCUGCUGACCCAGUAUUUUUGUAUUUGCCUAUGACAACAAUGCAACGGAUCUGCCCUCCCUUUCCUUAUCCCCGAUCCAGGGUUCUUCCAUCCCGGCAACCACGGCCAGCUGAGGGAUAAGGAACGUGAGCCCAUCCACCGGACCUCAGAGGUGGUGGGGCAGGCCCAGGCCCCCCACAGCUGACGCAAAUUGGCCUGACUUCCGUUGACUUUGAUGGCGCUGACGUGGGUGCUACGGAUCCAACGGGGGUCUGAUGCCUCAGCGUAUGCGCCGUCUCUUGGGAGCGCGUCUGUUAUUAGCCAAGCCCUAGGUGCAGCUUUGCGAAAGGCUGGGGCAUCGAACCCCCGCGUAGAUCUGUGACAACCGCUCUGCGUUUGUAAGAGGACAGAGAGGGGUGCCCGGUGGGAGAUGUGAGGAGGUUUCCUGCGCUGGGCUUGCUGCAGGUUGGUGUGAGGGACGUUAAUCCGCAUGCUGGAAAACAGGUGUUGGGGGAGGGGGGAGAUCCAUUUUCAUCUCAAUUUUCCUCUGAACAUUUCAGGUUUUUUCCCAGUGAAAAUUCGUGUCCUGAACAUCUUUGACCAAAAGCCGGAGCGACUUAUUCUGAAAUGCCUCCUGGGUGUGGUAGUCCGGGUGCCUUGUGCUCCUGUUCUCUUCUGUAGAGUGGGCUUCUUGGUCAGACUACGUCUCCCACGAUGCACCACUCUCCCUGCUGGGAGAGGAGGGGUUGCAUCAUGGGAGGGGUCCCUGGCCAUGGUGCAUCAUGGGAGACGUAGUCCAACUAAGGAACCCGGUUCAUAGGGGAGAACGGAAGCUUGGGGCCACUGCACUACAACUCCCAUGAGGCACCACAGCAGCAUUUAUUUUCCAAAGCAACUCAACCCCAAGUGACUGCUUCCCAUAGAGUCACGCACCCUGUAAAUGGCCAGGGGCCCCUAGUGCGCUCCCCCACCCUGGUGCAUUUGUUUGCACUCGUGUCGAAUGCUCCCAUCGCGGGGUUGCAGUGAAAAUAACAACACAAGGCACCUGA